This is a messenger RNA of Solenopsis invicta (red fire ant), 4160 nucleotides long. RefSeq lists its product as uncharacterized. Bases 281 to 3469 code for a protein of 1062 amino acids. Lineage: Eukaryota; Metazoa; Arthropoda; Insecta; Hymenoptera; Formicidae. The transcript is spliced from 4 exons. The record is from RefSeq and is a predicted model, not a curated record.
GAUGCUGGAGGGAUUUCGUAGGUGGCCGCCGCGGCUUCUCUUGCCGCGAACCGCUGGUGUGGGGAUAACUGGAGCUUCGGCUUAAGUCAACUGUAUCGCGUGAAGAUGAAGUAGUACACAUUGCCUCGUUGCGGAGUGCAUGCGUCGGAGUGCACGCGAUAAACAUCGCGCGGAUAGAAGAGUGAUCAAAGAGAACCGGAAAUCGUCGGGAGAAUAACGUAAAGGACUUGUGCAGUUUGUUCCCGAAAUUCUUGCUUAUUAAUGCAUUAAAGCAGAAGAUAUGAGACUCUACGCUGUUGCUCUUGUAACAUGGGCGGCAUUCAUAACAAUAUCUGCGGAACAUAACAUCGCAAAAUUGAGUGAUGAAAAGGUUAUCGAUUACACGACGUUUCAUGAUUUGCCGUAUGAUUUGAAGCAGAUAGUACAGCCGUACGUGACGGACGUAGAGGCGAAGAGUUCUGGGCGGACGGACGCCGAAGAUCAUUCUGACGUUUUCCAGAAUGCCGGAUUAAGUAGAUCAGCAGUUCACGCCGGCGAAGAGAGAGGAUCGAAUGGUGUUUCCACGACCGAUUCCUCCUCGCCAGGAUCGAUUUAUGCGACGCCGCUCGCCGAGACAAGUAUCCGUUUAGAGACAACCGACAAGUAUCCAUUUAGAGAGUAUGCAAGUCACGAGCAGCCAAGGUACACCGACGAUGUGCUCCUCGUCGAAAAUGCCGGUAGUUUUGGGCAAAAAGUCCAGCACGGUCACCCGCGUGACGAAACGAUUGUCAGGACUACCGUGCGGACCAGCGAGGGCCAAAGGGAUGGCGAGUACACGAGUUUCCAGAGGCCCUUCAGCAGCACCAGGUCGCCUCUCGAAAAUGAAGAUGACCGUAAAAGGCCUCACACGCCGGCUACUCGGGAGGCAUUUGUGCUGAAGAAGGAAAGUAAUUUUCCAGACGACGAUUCGUCUUCUGACGAUUCUAAAGUAAUCAAGUCUGAAACAUUCGCGGAAAAUUCCGAUAAAGUUUUCAGUGAAAUCACAACGGAAAGCACGUCGCCCGGCAACGUUGCCUCGAUCCUUGAGAACGACAUCGUGCCCGAAAUUCUUCCGACGCCACAAGCGAGAUUAUUUCGAGCGCGUAAUGACACCGCGGAUGAAAAAACCGCAGAGAAAUCUAUCGAGUCUGCUGAAAAAACGGAGAACGUUGUGAGAACGUCGACGUCCGUGGAGAUCAGUCCCUCGCUUCAAGUGAGAUUUUCAGGCCCCAUCGUAGUGGCCGACUUGCCUAAUAGAGAAACUCAGGAGAUGGUUAUUGAUUAUAUGGACGAUGCAUCCGAGGCGUACAGGCCAGUCGAGAACGCCGAGAUUACCGCGGAGGCCAACGCCGAAGGCACCAAAGUGGCGGCUUCCUCCAGCAUAACAUCCUCGGUUAUGCUGAACCCGCUGCAGGUCGGAAUCACGCUGAUGAACGCCAAUCAAGGUAGACUGACGGACGAGAGUGAGCAAUCUGAGACGAUAGACUAUGUCCAGGACUAUCCCCAGGAAGAUCUACAACGCUUAGGGACUGCGGAUAAGGAAUUUGUCAAAAGCAACGGGAACCAGUCACGUAUCGAUUACCAGGAUGAGAACUUUGAACGCGAGAUCGAGAAGAGUGUUGGAAUCGACGCGCAAAAAGUUCCCAACAACUCGGUCGAGAUUCAAAAGUCCGUCGAGCUGUACCACACCGCGCCGAUACAGGAGAUCCAUUAUCCUCCGGAAUACGUUCAAACUACAAACCUCGGUGUCAUCGAAACGAAUAAUAUUGGGAAUUUACAGCGAUCGAAGCAACCAUACGAUCAGGUCGAGCAAUCAGAAUUGCGGCCGACUUAUAAUGUUUAUCAAGGUAACGACCAGGACGAAAAGAGCGUCAUUAAGACGCACGCAUCCACGUUCUCGCAGAACCUUAACCGGCACGAAUACAACGCCCUCGAGGAGGACGCUGGCAGACCGAUGACCUCGGCCGUGGGCGCCGAGUACACGUCGAGUACUACUCGCGAGCAAACGCCCCUCGAGGUGCAGCAGCCGAUCAAAUAUAACGGCUACCAGUCGACUCUGUUAACACCGAAUCAAUAUGAUGACACGUUGUACGAUCAAUCCAACGUACGACAGAAUUUUAACGGCAACGAUAACGGCGUACCGCCACGCGCGAAACUCAUCGGUAGCUCCACGAGGCAAGAAGCAGCGAGCGAGCCCGUGAAACCGUACGUACCGAAUACGUAUCAGUAUUCGGUGCAGCAGCCGCAAUCGAAUCAACCGUACGAUCAUCAGCAGCAAUUUCGAUCGCCGGAGAUAAGGCGACCGGAGGUUCAGCAACUCCUUCUCAGGAUAAUACCCGAGGGAGCGUCCGCGAACGGAGGCUUCCUGGUGCCGAUCCCACGACCCUCCUACCCUAUCGAAAAGAUCGUUCACAUGUCGCAUCCGGUCGAGAAGAUACCGGUGGAGCGGCUGGUUGAGAAGAAGGUGCAGAUACAGAUGCUGCCGCAGCAGUAUCCCGUGCACGUGCAGGUGCCGGCCGAACGUGUGGUGGAGAAGCAGAUCCGCCUGCCACAGACCUAUCCGCUCCACAUUGAACGGGUGGUCGAGAAGAGGGUGCCAUAUACGGUUCAGCGAUUAAUAGUGCAGCCUCCUCCGUACCCGCUGCACGCCGUGAGACUACCCGGUGCGGCUUACCCGGCGACCUAUUCGGCAACGGCACCGAUCGAGCAACCGGUGCACGCAACGGUUCCGAUGGAGAAGGCCACGGAGAAGCCGGCGGUCUCCUCGCGGCCUCCUUCUCCUCCUCGGCCGCUGUACCGCGUGAACACGGACAGGCCGACUGGCGGCGGCAACUCGGUCGAGACCAGGUUCACCAAGUAUUACCAGAAGCCGCAAGAAGCGAUCUUUGCCGAGAACGCGAAUCUCCAGCACGGUCUCGCACCCGCCGGCGGCUUCUCGUUCGCGCCGCAGCUGCAGAGCGACACGAACGUGUCGCAAUUUUACAGCAUUCCCUACGGCAGACCGUACGACUACAACAUCGACGUCGGCAAGAACUUUGUUCCCACCGCGCACUUCUCCAACGUUAAGCUGGUGAUCCUGCCGAAGAAGUUCGCCAAUCACGUGAUAUUCCGGCCACAAACGACCACGCCGGCGUACGUGAUACCGUCCUUCGGACGGCAGAUCCUGUACAAUCUGGUGGAGAAGGAUAAAACGAUCAAGGACGAGUACGUGGGUCCUGCGCCGCCGCGCAAAACCUCGCAGAGCAAGGUGUUUCUUCAAACGCCUGCGAAGUCGCCGCAGUUCACCACGAGCGCCGCUCAAUCGUCAUUAGCCGCGCUGAGAAAAUCCAGGCAACCUGAAACGCAGCAUCACGGAAGUUUCAGGCAAUCGAAAAUGGAGUACGGCUUCAAGCCGCCUAUGGUGCCGUCCAUUCAGUACGACGAAAAUACCGCCAGUAAAGUAGAGAAUUAACGUAACGGCUUAUGAUAGUAAUAGUAAUAUUAGACAAGUGUCUAAAAUGCGUCAUACAACGCGUCUAAAAAAACUUUCCAUCAUUCAAACGUAUCUUGAGCAUAUAAUAUUUUAGACGUUUCUUGCAUUCUUGCAUUAUUCAAAUGUUUCAGAACGAUUCGUGGAUAUGAUUGAGUUAAUGAAAGAGAUGUUAAUGAAUGAAUAGAAAAGAGCUAAUUUACAGUACUUCCUUCGUAUCCAUGAAGAUUUAUUUGUGACACAAAUUUUAGAUUUUAAUAUUCUUUUUAUAUUACAUGUAUACUUAUUAUUGAAAAUUAUAUUUUUCAAUCACUUGAGGUGUUUUAUAAUUUAUUUUGAUUCUAAUAGUAAUUUUACUGUUUUGCAAUUAAUAUUAGCAAUAUAUCUAUUAUUAUAUUCUAUGGUAAAAUGUUACAUUUUGUAUAUUUUAUGUACCUUGUUACAUACAUAAAUAUCUAAAAUUAUUUUAUUACUGUUACAAAUAAUUAGGAGAAAAGCGACAGUUUGCAAACAUCAUAACAUAUAAGAAAGUAUUGUAAUGUAAUAUUCUGUGUUAACCGUAAAUAGAAAAAACGAUUUAAUAUCGUUACUGCUAGCACAGUACGAUAGUUACGAUAAUGGAAUAAACACAUAUGUAAGUUUUGUACAAUAUAUUUUCUACUUUCAUACAAUA